GAUCUGGGGAGCGAAGACCUGAAGAGGGAGAAAAUCAGCUUUGUUUGUCAGAUCGUUCGAGUGGGCCGGAUGGAGCUCAGAGAUAACAACACUAAGAAACUAACGUCCGGCCUCCGCAGACCCUUCGGUGUGGCAGUAAUGGACGUCACAGACAUCAUCACGGGCAAGAUGGACGAUGAGGACAAGCAACACUUCAUUCCCUUCCAGCCGCUAGCGUUGGAUGACGCCAUUCGCCACAGGCAGCUGAACAUCUCCCGUUUUUCAUCCAGGGUGGCGAGCGAGAACGACUUCCUCCAGACCGUCAUCAACAAGGUCAUCGCCGCCAAAGAGGUCAAUCACAAAGGUCAAGGUUUGUGGGUUACGCUGAAGUUGCUUCCAGGUGAUAUUCAUCAGAUCCGUAAAGAUUUCCCUCACUUGGUGGACCGUUCCACCGCCGUCGCUCGCAAAAUGGGCUUCCCAGAAAUCAUCAUGCCAGGUGAUGUUCGGAAUGACAUUUACGUGACGCUGGUUCAGGGGGAUUUUGAUAAAGGCAGUAAGACGACACCUAAAAACGUGGAGGUCACCAUGUCUGUACAUGAUGAAGAUGGAAAGAAACUGGAGAAUGUGAUAUUUCCUGGAGCUGGAGAUGAAGGCAUUCUGGAAUACAAAUCGGUCAUUUACUACCAGGUCAAACAGCCUCGCUGGUUUGAAACCAUCAAGGUUGCGAUCCCGAUUGAAGAUGUCAACAGGAGUCACCUGCGGUUCACCUUCAAGCACCGAUCGUCUCAGGACUGCAAGGAUAAAUCCGAGAAGAAUUUUGCUCUGUCUUUUGUGAAGCUGAUGAGGUACGACGGCACGACGCUGAGGGACGGAGAACAUGAUCUCAUCGUCUAUAAGGCUGAAGCCAAGAAACUGGAGGACUCAACCAUGUACCUGAGCUUGGCGUCCACCAAACCAGAGAUGGAGGAAAGAAACCCAUCGUCCGGGAAGAACACGCAGAAUCUGGGCAGCUUCUCCAUCAGCAAAGACUCGUUUCAGAUCUCGACGCUUGUUUGCUCCACCAAACUCACGCAGAAUGUUGAUCUCCUGGGGCUGCUGAAGUGGAGAUCCAACACCAGUUUGCUCCAGCAGAACCUCCGUCACCUGAUGAAAGUGGAGGGAGGCGAGGUGGUCAAGUUUCUGCAGGACACUUUGGAUGCCCUUUUCAACAUUAUGAUGGAGAACUCGGACAGUGAAACCUUUGAUACUCUUGUGUUUGAUGCUCUGGUCUUCAUAAUAGGACUGAUUGCAGACAGGAAGUUCCAUCAUUUCAAUCCGGUUCUGGAGACCUACAUCCGCAAGCACUUCAGCGCCACCCUGGCCUACACAAAGCUGACAAAAGUCCUGAAGAACUACGUGGAGAAUGCGGAGAAGCUGACGGAGCAGCUGCUGAAAGCUCUGAAGGCUUUGGAGUACAUCUUCAAGUUCAUCGUGAGAUCCCGCGUUCUCUUCAACCAGCUCUACGAGAACAAAGGCGAGAGUGAUUUCAUGGAGUCCCUGAGGAAUCUCUUCACCUCGUUUAACGCCAUGAUGAACAGCAAUGCUGAAGGGACCGGCGGGGUGAAGGGUGCUGCACUGAAAUACGUCCCAACUAUCGUCAAUGAUCUGAAACUGGUCUUUGAUCCGAAGGAGCUCAGUAAGCUGUUCAGUGAGUUUAUUCUCAAAGUUCCUCUGGGGCGUCUUGUGAAGCAGAAGUUGAACUGCAUGAUUGACAUCGUCCACAGCGACCUGUUUACUCAGCAUGACUGCAGAGAGAUCCUGUUGCCUUUGAUGACGGAGCAGCUCAAACUUCACCUGGAGAAUCAUGAGGAGCUGGACUCCUGCUGCCAACUGCUCAGCAACAUCCUGGAGGUGCUUUACAGGAAGGACGUGGGCCCGACGCAGUGGCACGUUCAGAUCAUCAUGGAGAAGCUGCUGAGGACGGUAAACAGGACGGUGAUCUCCAUGGGCCGAGACUCUCCUCUCAUAGACUGACGGCAGGUGUGGUAUGCAGCAUCAGUGCAGCAAAGCCCUCCUAGAUUUACAUUCUCACCACAAUCUCUCUGCAUUAAAUAUACAUUUGUGAUGAUAGAGAGGCUCUUUGGAUUGAUUUAUUUCUAUCUGUAGGUUUUUGCUGACUGUCCUCCUUUAAGUGCUUUUCAGAUGAUUUUUCCAAACUCUCUCGCAUGGGAAAUACCGAACGGUUGCCGCUGCUAGCAUGCAUGGGAAUUCCCUGCUUAAUAAACAUGGAAACGUGCACGCACUCCAUUGUGACCUGGAGAAUUUUAAUAACUCUCAGUCUCCUUUGCUUUGCUGCUGGGAAUGAAAGUGAGGGAGAUAAAUAUAUUGAGGAUCCCUUUGAAUAGGAACAUUAUCUCAUUGGGAAAAACAAAAAAACAGGUGACUUAAUGCAGCUUUUCAGCUGCUUUAACGUGUAGUAGGGCUC
This is a messenger RNA of Sinocyclocheilus grahami, 2443 nucleotides long. RefSeq names its product dedicator of cytokinesis protein 1-like. Lineage: Eukaryota; Metazoa; Chordata; Actinopteri; Cypriniformes; Cyprinidae. Gene Ontology annotation, molecular function: small GTPase binding; guanyl-nucleotide exchange factor activity. Gene Ontology annotation, cellular component: plasma membrane; cytoplasm. The annotation marks the transcript as partial. The record is from RefSeq and is a predicted model, not a curated record. Gene Ontology annotation, biological process: small GTPase-mediated signal transduction; myoblast fusion; cell migration. The transcript has 19 exons.